AUGUCAGAAUACGGCCGUAGAAUUAGCUACCGGAGGCUGCGCUACCAUAAAACGUGGCUUGGUAAACAGCCCGAAUGCCUUCAUUUAAACAAAUGUCCGGUGGCAAGGGAAAUCAUGACCGGUGACCUCUCUUUCAUGCGCAACUACCGAGACGUCCAAUUCGGACGGAUUUCGGGAUUGCCUCGAAACGGUGGCGCCAAGAGCUACAUACCUGGUUGUCUCGGCGGCUCUCACGGAUACAUCAACAACAUUUCAGCUGCGUAUUUGACGACCGUUGCCACUGUAUGGACCUUUGAUGCCAACAAGUGA
This is a messenger RNA of Cordyceps militaris CM01, 309 nucleotides long. RefSeq lists its product as uncharacterized. The record is from RefSeq and is a predicted model, not a curated record. The transcript is spliced from 3 exons. The coding region runs from base 1 to 309 and encodes 102 amino acids. NCBI's taxonomy places the organism in Eukaryota, Fungi, Ascomycota, Sordariomycetes, Hypocreales, Cordycipitaceae.